AUUGGAUACUCUCUCUUUUGAUUGGUUCAUUUUGGGUGUUCGAAGGAGCUGCGAAAAUGGCGGUUUUGGUAAAACCGGUUUCAUUGGAGCUGCACUUCUGGGUGAAGCAUCCGACGGUGCUGAAACCCAAACCUCUAGUCGUUCACUGUGUUUCCUCUCCGAAUGCCCCGGAAGCUGAUUCGGUGCCAGUCACUGACCCAUCUGAUCCUAAGAGCCGCGACCGGCGAAGAGUGGUUCGCAUCGCGUGGGAGAAGCUGGUUCGCUGGUCGCGCUCAUGGCGUGCCAAAGCCAAAACCGACGUUCUCGAGCGCACUCGCAAGGUCGUUGUUCUUGGGGGAGGUUCAUUUGGUACGGCAAUGGCUGCCCAUGUCGCAAGGAGGAAGGAAGGACUGGAAGUCAGCAUGCUCGUUCGUGACCCUAUUGUUUGUCAGUCUAUCAACGAGGAUCAUCGAAACUGUAAGUACUUCCCUGAGCAUAAGCUGCCGGAGAAUGUGGUUGCAACCUCUGAUGCCAAAUCGGCAUUGCUUGGCGCUGAUUAUUGCCUCCAUGCCGUUCCAGUGCAGUUCAGCUCGUCGUUUCUGGAGGGAAUUUCAGAUUACAUUGAUCCGGGGCUGCCUUUUAUAUCGCUUAGCAAAGGGUUGGAGCUGAAUACUCUAAGGAUGAUGUCUCAGAUAAUUCCCAAUGCACUAAAGAACCCUCGACAACCUUUUGUUGCACUUUCAGGACCUUCUUUCGCUCUGGAAUUGAUGAACGAGUUACCCACCGCCAUGGUGGUGGCGUCAAAAGAUAAGAAAUUGGCCAAUGCUGUUCAGCAGCUUCUAGCUUCUAGUUACUUAAGAAUAAACACAUCAAGUGAUGUUACAGGGGUGGAAAUUGCUGGUGCCCUGAAGAAUGUGCUAGCAAUAGCUGCAGGCAUUGUUGAAGGGAUGAAACUCGGUAACAACUCUAUGGCCGCUCUUGUUUCACAAGGUUGUUCCGAGAUAAGAUGGCUUGCCACCAAGAUGGGUGCAAAGCCAACAACCAUAACCGGUUUAUCAGGAACUGGAGACAUAAUGCUAACGUGUUUCGUGAAUCUCUCAAGGAACAGAACUGUUGGUGUCCGGCUAGGAUCAGGGGAGAAGCUCGAAGACAUACUAGGAUCAAUGAAUCAGGUGGCAGAGGGUGUAUCAACAGCCGGGGCAGUCAUAGCGUUGGCACAGAAGUACAAUGUCAAGUUGCCGGUUCUGACAGCAGUUGCUCGGAUAAUAGAUAGUGAACUGACCCCUAAUAAAGCUGUUCUUGAACUUAUGGGUCUUCCUCAGAUUGAAGAAGUAUGAGAUGAAGCUAACUCUUUCUCAAGAUUGCAGAGGUAGUUUUGUGGCAGAGCUCAAGCAUGUCCCAAGAACUCGGGAACUCUGUCAGUGUCUCCAUCUUUGUUUGGAAUGGAAAACUUCAUAAUUCUUUUAGAUUUUACCAAAUGAUUCAAUUAGAUUUCAUGAUGAUUGUCAAAAGAAUGAUAAUGACGUCUUCUACAAUUUCACACACACGCUGUACCUGACCGGUCUACCCUCCUUCGGAAAUAAUUAAAUCUCUAUAUAUACGUAAA
Molecule: messenger RNA, 1585 nt
Organism: Tarenaya hassleriana
Lineage: Eukaryota; Viridiplantae; Streptophyta; Magnoliopsida; Brassicales; Cleomaceae
Product: glycerol-3-phosphate dehydrogenase [NAD(+)] 2, chloroplastic
Exons: 9
Coding region: 57-1316 (419 amino acids)
Biological process (GO): glycerol-3-phosphate catabolic process; carbohydrate metabolic process
Cellular component (GO): cytosol; glycerol-3-phosphate dehydrogenase (FAD) complex
Molecular function (GO): NAD binding; glycerol-3-phosphate dehydrogenase [NAD(P)+] activity
Source: RefSeq, a predicted model, not a curated record